UCUUUGCUUGAACGACCCUCCCACAAACGGGCAAAUCCAAAGCAGCAGCUGUGCCCAGCUCUCACUCCCACCACUCCACUUGCUCUUCACCGAUGGAGGCGAUUCAUCGUCUCCAUCUCCACGCUUUAGCCAUCCUUGUAAUCGUCGCCAUGGUAGUACCAUCGACCGUCGCCGGCGGCGGGCUCUGCCGCGAAAGCUGCGGCAACAUCCCAGUCCGCUACCCUCUUGGCAUCGACGACGGGUGCGGCAGCCCGUACUACCGGAACAUGCUCACCUGCGCCGACAACGCCACGCUCCGCCUCCGCACCCCAUCCGGCACGUACCCGGUGACCGGCGCGGACUACUCCGACCCGCACCUCGUCGUGACGGACCCGUCCAUGUGGACGUGCGCGCGGCCCUUCACCUCCGUCCACGCGGCGCCCUUCAGCCUGGACACGAGCACCCGCUUCUCGCUGUCCCCGAGGAACGAGUACCUCUUCUUCGACUGCGACGAGGCGCGCGUGAUCGUGGCGCCGCGGCCGGCGAGCUGCGACAGGUACCCGGACCGGUGCGACUCGGCGUGCGACAGCGCGGGGUACCUGUGCCGGAACCUGCCGGGCUGCCGCGGCGCGCUGGACGAGGGCAACAUGACCUGCUGCGCGUACCGGCCCCGCGCCACGGAGUCGCUGCGGGCGAUGCUGCGGCACUGCGAGGCGUACACGAGCGUGUACUGGCGCGCCGCCGGGGAUAAGUUCCCGCCCUACGACCAGGUGCCGGCGUACGGGGUGCGGGUGGACUUCGAGAUCCCGGUCACGACGCGGUGCCUGCAGUGCCAGGACAAGCGCCGAGGUGAGGGGGGGACGUGCGGGUUCGACCCGGCGACCAGGGACUUCGUCUGCAUCUGCGGCGCCGGACGGAACUCCACCACGGAUUGUGCAGAUGGCCACACUUCAGGGCAUCACGGAUCAGCAGGAGUCAUUGCUGCGAGCGUUGUCGUCUCAAUCUCUGCAGCCAUCGGCAUUGGGGGCCUCGUGUGGUACAUACGCAAGAUUAGACCGAGCAAGGUGGUGACAUGUGGGGUUCAGAGUAACGAAAACAGGUUCUUUUGAGCUGAAUUGCAGAAAAUACUUUCAUGGUGGUGAAGAACACCAUCUCUAUCAAUGAAAAAGAGGGGGCUGGAUGUUUCCCCAUUUUGCUAGAUUAUUUCUGGAGUAUUUAGCCAAAUUCUGUGUGCAGCACCAUGAUAUUUUGUAAACAAAUUUAUAUGAUAUUUUGUUCUUCACCGCCUAAAUUUUCUGGAGCGUUGAUUUUAACUGAGGGUGUUUUAUUUUAAGUAGGGGCAAUUUAGUCAAUU
This is a messenger RNA of Panicum virgatum (switchgrass), 1333 nucleotides long. RefSeq lists its product as uncharacterized. NCBI's taxonomy places the organism in Eukaryota, Viridiplantae, Streptophyta, Magnoliopsida, Poales, Poaceae. The transcript has 3 exons. The coding region runs from base 93 to 1088 and encodes 331 amino acids. The record is from RefSeq and is a predicted model, not a curated record. Gene Ontology annotation, molecular function: polysaccharide binding.